AUCAACAAAUUCUGAAAACACAUCUUUGAAAAAUCAAUUUUUUCAACAAUACGAAAAUACAUAUCAAGUUUUUAUUAUGGAUACAACGCCAGUUUUUUCUGGAAAAUCUCGUUUCAGUUUUCUGGAUAAAUCGAUUGAAAAAACUAAAUCAAGAUCGGAUCAAAUUAGUUUAAGUGCAUUUGCUUUUUUAUUUGCCGAAUUAGUUCAAUAUUGUGAAAAUAGUGUACAAUUAGCAUCAGAAAUGCAAUCAAAAUUAUCGGAAAUUGGCUAUAAUGUUGGUCAACGGAUUGUUGAUAUGAUGUUGAUACGCGACAAAAAUUUUAAACGUGAAACACGCCUUAUCAAUAUGCUAAUAUUUAUACGAAGCAAAGUAUGGCCAAUGUUGUUUAAUAAAGAAGCGGAUAAAUUGGAACAAGCUAAUGAUGAUAAAAAUACAUAUUAUAUAAUAGAACGUGAACCAAUAGUAAAUAAAUUCAUAUCGGUACCAAAGGAUAAAAAAUACAUUAAUUGUGCCGCUUUUAUUGGUGGUAUAAUCGAAGCCAUAUUGAACGAGUGUAAUUUUCCAGCAAAAAUCACUGUACAUUGGCACGAAGGAACCACUUUUAUGAUCAAAUUUGAUGAUUCUGUUAUCGAAAGAGAUCAACUACUUGAAAAAUGAUCUCGUCAUAAAAUGUAAAUGUGUUUUUUUGUCUAUGUUUUUUUUUACAAUCUGGUCGUCCUUAUAUUAGGAGGAAAGGAGUGUAUUUGUAACAAAAAUUUCAUUUGCAUAGUAUUAAAAAUAUCCGAAAAUGUUUUUGUUUUCUGAAAUGAA
This is a messenger RNA of Dermatophagoides pteronyssinus (European house dust mite), 811 nucleotides long. RefSeq names its product trafficking protein particle complex subunit 31 (gene Trs31). Gene Ontology annotation, biological process: endoplasmic reticulum to Golgi vesicle-mediated transport. The record is from RefSeq and is a predicted model, not a curated record. Lineage: Eukaryota; Metazoa; Arthropoda; Arachnida; Sarcoptiformes; Pyroglyphidae. Gene Ontology annotation, cellular component: TRAPPI protein complex; TRAPPIII protein complex; TRAPPII protein complex.